AUUGCAGACCAUUUCGAAAUCUUCACCCACCCUCAACAACGACCUACAUGCUUCUUAAAAUGAAGGUCUUGAUCGUCAUUGCUGCCCUCGCCACUCUGCUGAUGCCCGUUCACGGUGCUCUCAGACAGUGUGCUGGAACACGUCCUGACAACAGAUAUGAGAGCUCUGGGUACUUGACCGCCGACUUCACCCAGAAAGCUUGCGAUGCGUCAGGCGGUUCGAUCGAUCCGAGCAGGAAGGGCAACCAGAAGUGCUGCAACGUUCCCGAUACCCGCCAAGGCGCUUUUAACGAUUCUUGCAACGGACAAAAGUCCGACAGAUUCCCGAACUACCGUCCCACUGCUCAGCCGUGCUAGAUGGAAACAUGCGGGAGAUCUGGGCUGCUGGGCAUACCAUUAUAUGCCUCCAUUGUGGGGAGAACUUCGUGAUAGAGAAAUAUAGCCCUAUCACGUCGUAAUGACAAUAGAUUCACUUCUUUUGCUAUCCAAA
Molecule: messenger RNA, 489 nt
Organism: Phytophthora nicotianae INRA-310
Lineage: Eukaryota; Oomycota; Peronosporomycetes; Peronosporales; Peronosporaceae
Exons: 2
Coding region: 48-356 (102 amino acids)
Source: RefSeq, a predicted model, not a curated record